AUGUCUGGGGCAUUGUCAGACAAUGCAGAACUGGGGAGAGGCAGUGAGAGUGGCAUCGCGUCGCCCCCUGCCAAGCGCUUGAAGCAGGAAGGACAUUCCGGCGAGAAUGCGGGUGGCCCCGCGGUCUUGGAAGUGAAAGAGUCCAAGACAAAACCGCAAGACCCAGAACAGGCAAAGACCUGGAAGAAGUGUUCCGGGCACUGCGGGCUAUGGAAAAGCCCGGACCAAUACAAUAGCUCGCAAGGCAGGUGCAAGCCUUGUGUCCUUGGCGUGCGGCAAUUCUGGCGGCUUGCCCAAAAGCAGAAUUGCAAGGAAGACCUGAGCAAGAUGGAGCAAGAUGACAGCAAAUUGUUCAGUGAGGUGCAGAAAGCUUUCAUGAAGGAGCGAUCCCGCAUGGAGAAUACUCAGAACAAAAUUCGGUUCAACAUCAUCGAGUACAAGGACGAGGUAAUUGCUCGGUGUGGAGACCGGAAGGAGGUGAUCAAAAGCAUGAUGUGGGAAGGAGAAUGGAUGGAAGCCGCAAAAACGGCGGCUCAUGGAUACCUCACGCCGGAAGAGGCGACAUCAAAAUGGAAGACAUGGAAGUCGGACCCUGCAGUGAAGUCGGACCACGAUGGGCCGAGGGGAUUCCUCCGCUUGGCGGUGCCCACGAGGACAAAUCUGGUGGAGUAUGAAGAAUUUGCGACAGGCAAGAGGCUUGAUAAGGUCGAGCGCCUCAACAAGAAUGCAAAAGACAGCACGAUCGAUGAUCGCCUGAAACUCCUACUUUCCGAAAACCAUGCAAAGUUUGGCAGCGGUUCUUUGCAAGACCUUCGUGAGAAAGCCCAGGCAACUGGCGUUGACUUGGAGGACAUGGCAGCCCCCCACUUGGCGGACCUGACUGACACCUUGGAAAGGAAGAGGAAAAGACGCAAGAAGUCCACCGGACUGGAAAGUUCAAACAGCGAAGACGACACCCCGGCAAAAGAAGAUGGUAGCGCUGCUGCCGGUAGCGGCAGCGGUGCAGGUGCACCCGGUGGCCAAGACAAAGUGAAGUGGUUUGACGCAGAGACAAAGUGCCGAAAGGCAGAGCGCGAUUGGGUGACUGGCAUAGAAGGCCUUGAGAAAGCUGCGGAACUGCAGUCCAAAGAAGCCAUUGGUGUGCUAGAGAGCUUCCGAGCUUUGCCUGAUGCAAGCCGCUUUUCCACAGAGAUGUCCAUCUUGGGAAAGCGGGUGUCUUGGCUGCAGGCAAUCCAAGAGGGUGACCAGGCGGUGGAGAAGCUCAUCGAGGAGGCUGACAAAGAACAAUUAAAAGAGGAUGGCGAGUCAGACAAGAAAGCAGGAACAACAAGCGACGACGUGGAAGCUUUGGCUCGCGCCGGGCCAUGCCACGGCUACCAGGCGCUGAAGUCCUUCUACACUCUCAAGGCCUUUGGCCUCAAGUUUCGAUCGUGCAAAUCUGCGGAAGAGAUUAAGGCAGUCCAGGAGCUUGGGCACGCAGGGAAAAAGCAGACAGGUGUGCUUUCGUCCGCUGUCAAGAUUGCGCUGUCUGACUUGCAAAACGCCAAGAAGCGGGUUGAGACGCAGAAGAAAAAGGAAGAGGAGAAGGAGAAGAAGGCAAAGGCCAAAGCACAGACCCUUGAUGCGAGGCUUCUUGAUCCGCCAGUAAACGCAGCUCGCAGGAAGUCAGCAAACGCAGGGCACGCGUUGCUUGACACUUCGGCCAAGGUGUGGGAUGACGAAGGCAACCGCAUCCCAUCUUCCUUUCAGUGGCAAAGUGGCUGGGGCCUUGACAAGCCCUGGAUUAUCAGCAAUGCCAAAUUGCCAGAAGCCGUGGGCGCGCGACUUGGUGAAUUUGGAACAGUGUUCGCGUCGUCAAGCCUUCGAGUUACAGAAGGCAGAGCGCAUUGCCCAAUGUCAGAGGAGCUGACAAGUCAAGUGCACCAAAUGUUGCAGGGCAAUGCUGCGCUGCGUGAUGGGUGGCUGCUGGGAAAGUGUGGCGUGGAAUCCUUGCAAGCAGCGCAGGCCCCCAGACGGGUGAAAGAAUUGAUGAAAGAAACCACCUUUGGAAUUGCCAGCUCUUCAAGUUCCAUUGCAAGAUUCGAACUUGACCUGUUCCCAUGCCUUCGUGUGGUCCACAAGGGCUCAAUGCAGGUUGCGCUUUGGGCUAUGAAGCAACCAAAGGAUUUGCCGCAGCAAGUGGAACUUGUGGCCAAGGCCACGCAGCAAGAGGUGGCUAAUGCCUGCACGUCUGGCUCGGUGUCGUUUGGCACCAUUGGCCCAGGGGAUUGCUUGUACAUCCCACCGGGAUGCCUUGUGACUCACCUGGCGCACAGCGUGGAUGUCCUGGGCGUUAGGCUGGGUGUUCUCCACGCUGGAAUGGCUGACGGCUUUCAGGCCUUGCUGGACGCAAAUCCCGGCCAACAAGCAAGAGGGCCUUUGAGUACCACGUUGCAGUUCUUGAAGCAGCUUGCCAGAGCGGCAGCCGGAGCCCAGGAAUCCCCUUUGCAACCGCCCAUUACAAAUGGCAGCGAAGCAGAGAAGACAGAAAACGACCAGCAGGACAAGAAAGAGGACGUUGCGAAGAAGGCCGCUGCUGAAGACGCCAGCGCAAAUAAAGCAGCUGAGAGGCUGGCAGAAGAAGCAGGAGGAGCCAAAAAGGAUGCCGACGAGAAGUUGACAGCAGAAGAAGAAGCAGCAAGGAAGAGUUCCAUCGCAGAGGCUGAGGCCCAGAAGCAAGCAGCUGAGAAGUUGGCGGCGGAAGAGGAAAGAAAAAAGAAGGCUGAAGCUGAAGACGCAAAGAAGGCAGCAGCAAAGAAGUCGGCGGAAGAGGAAGAAGCAAGGAAGAAGAGUUUCUUGGAGGCUGAGGCCCAGAAACAAGCAGCUGAGAAGUUGGCAGCGGAACAGGAAAGACUGAAGAAGGCUGAAGCCGAACAGGCAAAGAAGGAAGCAGCAGAGAAGUCGGCAGCAGAGGAACGCGCAAGGAAGAAGAGUGCCUUGGAGGCUGAGGCCCAGAAAGAAGAAGCUGAGAAGUUGGCAGCGGAACAGGAGAGAAAGAAGAAGGCUGAAGCCGAACAGGCAAAGAAGGAAGCAGCAAAGAAGUCGGCGGCAGAGGAAGCAGCAAAGAAAAAGGCCUCAGCCGAAGCAAACAAGAAGAAGCAGCAGGAGCAAGAAGCUCAAAAGACCAAGGAUGACAAGAAGGGUGACAAAGGUGCCAAGGACACCAAAAAAGAUAAGAAAGACAAGAAAGACAAGAAGGAGCGGUAG
Effrenium voratum is the source of this 3246-nucleotide messenger RNA. The record is from the annotation of a GenBank genome assembly. Lineage: Eukaryota; Dinophyceae; Suessiales; Symbiodiniaceae.